UUUCUGCUGUGUUCACUCGUCCAGCCAUCAAAUCCCUUCGUAAAGCUUUUGGUUUUCCACUUCUCUGCCUCGUGCUCCAAUUUUACGAUUUUUCUCACUCUCAGUACUGUAGGUUUCCUGAAAAUAGGGUGCUGUGAUUUUGGUUUGAAGAAAAUCAUGCCGGACGUGCACUCGCUCGUCAAUGAAUUCGUAAUUAAGCUCAAGAAGCGUAAAAUCGAGGGUUCUAAAGCCACAGCGAAGCUAACGGUGGAGUUGCUUCGUUCAUUCAUAUCUCAGCAGAGGUUGCCGCACAGUAACCAGGCUGGUGCCCUAAUUGAUGCUGUUAAAGCUGUCGGAGAAAAGCUCAUCGCUGCCAAUCCUGUCGAAUUGGCUGUUGGUAAUGUCGUGCGGCGUGUUCUACAUAUUAUACGUGAAGAGGAUCAUUCUCUUGCUACUGCUGCUAUAGGGGAAUUAUCUUUGGGCGCUGAAAGUGAUGACGAACAUGUUUUGCAUGAUGAUCAUCCAGUUCUUUCUGCUACUGCAGUAGCUGCUGCUGCAAGAAGUGCUUUGAGGCCGCCUUCUUUGCAAACGCUCCUUGAGGAUAUUCCUCACUCAGCGUCUGCACCUCGGACUUCUUCUUCUGGGGGUGAUUCUGAAGGAAGAAGCAAGUCUGCUGAUAAAAAUCUAGUGACCCGGAGACUGAAACACAAUGUCAUAGAGGCAGUUAAUGAGCUGAUCCUAGAAAUUUCUAAUUGCCCUGAACAAAUUGCCGAACAAGCAGUGGAACACAUACACCAAAACGAGGUGAUAUUGACGCUGGGCAGUUCAAAUACCGUGUUGGAGUUUUUAUGCGCUGCAAAGGAGAAAAACAGAUCCUUCCGAGUGUUUGUUGCUGAGGGUGCUCCAAGAUAUCAGGGACAUGCUCUUGCAAAAGAACUGGCUGCAAAGGGGCUACAAACGACAGUUAUCACUGAUUCUGCUGUUUUCGCCAUGAUAUCAAGGGUGAACAUGGUUAUAGUUGGGGCGCAUGCUGUCAUGGCUAAUGGCGGAGUUAUAGCACCUGUGGGUAUGAAUAUGGUAGCCCUAGCUGCAAAAAGGCAUGCCGUCCCUUUUGUUGUACUUGCUGGCGUUCAUAAGUUGUGUCCUCUAUACCCUCACAACCCUGAGGUCUUACUAAAUGAAUUGAAGUCGCCGUCUGAGCUGCUGGACUUUGGGGAAUUCUCGGAUUGUUUGGAUUUUGGCAGUGGCAAUGCUUCGCCUCUUCUUCAUGUUGUCAAUCCUGCAUUCGACUAUGUGCCUCCAGAUCUUGUCAGCCUAUUUAUUACGGACACAGGCGGCCACAACCCUUCAUACAUCUACCGGCUAAUCGCUGAUUAUUAUUCGCCUGAUGACUUAGUAGUGCAGCCGAAAUCAGCUUCUUGAAGUUCAGUUCAGUUCUAACUGGCUUCUUUCGAAGUCAUGGUGGUGGAAUCUAAAAUUGAGCGACGGGAGGUGUUAUCAAGUCCUAACAGGGAGGGAGGGUAAAUGGUCGAUCUUACAUGGGAUACUGAGUGGGAAGGUGACGGUGUAUGGAAAGCGCAAGAUUUCAUAUACAGUAUAAAUAUAAAAUUUGCAAGAUGUGGCAUGUUAUUUUGGUUGGGGUCAAGCGUGAGUGUGACGUGACUCAUGUGAGAAAACAGGAAGACAAAUAGGAAUAGAUGAUCUGAUCUGAUCUGGUAACAAUGUGAUGGCACGAUGAAACGGGAUUGGUUUCAAACGACUAUAUUUUUGGAUAAUCCGGAUGUUGUUGAUUGUAA
This is a messenger RNA of Andrographis paniculata, 1775 nucleotides long. RefSeq lists its product as uncharacterized. Gene Ontology annotation, biological process: translational initiation. Gene Ontology annotation, cellular component: eukaryotic translation initiation factor 2B complex. The coding region runs from base 157 to 1401 and encodes 414 amino acids. The transcript has 10 exons. Lineage: Eukaryota; Viridiplantae; Streptophyta; Magnoliopsida; Lamiales; Acanthaceae. Gene Ontology annotation, molecular function: translation initiation factor activity; guanyl-nucleotide exchange factor activity. The record is from RefSeq and is a predicted model, not a curated record.